AUGACUAUAGAUGAGGAUGAUCCUAUGUUUGAAACAUUAGGAUCAGAAGAUUUUGAUGUAGAUGAAGAAGAAGAUGAGAGUGAACCCUUAUACAUUAGAUAUGAUCAUAAGGAGGGAAAUUGGGGCAACUCAAAUUCUAAAUUGUAUUUGGAUCAAUCUUUUAAGAAUGCAGUUGCUAUGGGUGUUGUUUACAGUAAUGGUGAUGAAUUUCUACAUAAUUCACAAUUGCCUGAGAACAUACUUUGUGUAAGGAUUGAUGUUUGCACCAAUGGAGAUGCUCAAUUACCAUUUCCUACUCUUGAUCGGCAAACAAUGGUAAGAGAUGUUAUAGGUGCUUAUGUUGCAUGGCCUAUGGGUCUCAUUGAGCCAUUUCAAAAGGAAGGAAAUGGUAUUCAAGUAGAGUUUGAUAGGCACAUCUACAGCGCAAAUGAUAUAUUUGGCAAUAUUGAUUGGCACGUUUUGGAUGACAUACUUCAUUUUAGAUGGCACUUGUACCAUGACUUGUUGAUGGACAAUGAGAGAGUAAAAUUCUCAUUUAUCAAUCCCUAUAUGAUAGGCCAACAUACUGGGAAAAAAGACAUUGAUUUUCAAUCUAACAAGAUUAGAGUACUUUUCAACAAAAGGAACUCGCAAUAUUGGAUAUUGAUUGUGAUCAAUCCAGCGACACCUUUGGGUCCCCUUAUUUACUAUUUGGAUCCUUUAGAGCAUGGUGAACCAAGAGACCGUCCAGACAUAAUAAGGCUGCUCAAUAGUGCGUUGAUUGGCUAUCGAGAUUUUGCAUCAUUGAGUUAUUCUAAAGCCCCUGACACCACAAAAAGCUACGUGUGGAAAAAAAUUAAAUGCCCUUUCAAACCCAAUAUUAAUGAUUAUGAUUACUAUAUUAUGAGAUUCAUGAAAGACAUUAUUACUCAUGAUCAAACUUUUAUUCCUGACAGUUAUUAUGAAGAUGCACAUUGCGCAAAGUACACUGACAACUAA
Messenger RNA from Neltuma alba, 978 nucleotides. RefSeq lists its product as uncharacterized. NCBI's taxonomy places the organism in Eukaryota, Viridiplantae, Streptophyta, Magnoliopsida, Fabales, Fabaceae. The transcript has 8 exons. The coding region runs from base 1 to 978 and encodes 325 amino acids. The record is from RefSeq and is a predicted model, not a curated record.